This is a messenger RNA of Salvia hispanica, 1157 nucleotides long. Its product is annotated as PapD-like superfamily protein. NCBI's taxonomy places the organism in Eukaryota, Viridiplantae, Streptophyta, Magnoliopsida, Lamiales, Lamiaceae. The record is from RefSeq and is a predicted model, not a curated record. Gene Ontology annotation, biological process: endoplasmic reticulum membrane organization. Gene Ontology annotation, cellular component: plasma membrane; endoplasmic reticulum membrane.
AGUGUUGUGAAGUUUCCAAAAGCACAAGUUGCAGGAGGCACCAUUCCAACACCACCUGUUCAAAAAGUAACUCUUCCAACUCCAAAACCCAAAGUGACGUCGACGCUCUGCGGCGGAAUCGGCCAUGGCGCUCGUCGAGGAGCGAUCGUCUUCCUCCGAUGGCAAAGUCUGGGGGCUCUUCAAGCUCCCUUUCCGUAAUUCGCAUCAUACGACGUCCUCCUCCUCUUCCGCCUCCGCAAAUUUCGCUCAUUAUCAGCAGAAUUACGGCCACGGAAACGGCAACGCCCAGUUUCCGGUUGAAGGAUCAGCUGCGCAGGCCACCUCGGUCUCUUCAGUUGCCAGAUCGCUGCUCCCCGGACGCCGUCGUCUCAAGCUCGAUCCCUCUAAGAAGCUUUAUUUCCCCUAUGAACCAGGUAAGCAAGUCCGAAGUGCUAUCAAAAUAAAAAAUACAAGCAAGUCUCAUGUAGCUUUCAAGUUUCAAACGACUGCGCCAAAGAGCUGUUUCAUGCGUCCACCUGGCUCCAUUCUUGCUCCUGGCGAGAGUAUCAUAGCAACUGUAUUCAAGUUUGUCGAGCCUCCAGAGAACAAUGAGAAGCCGAUGGAUCAGAAAAGCACAGUGAAGUUUAAAAUCAUGAGCCUAAAAGUGAAAGGGCCACCAACUGACUACAUACCUGAACUGUUUGAUGAGCAAAAGGAUGAAGUGGCUGUGGAGCAGAUACUUCGGGUUGUUUUUCUAGAUGCAGAACGUCCUAGCCCUGCGCUAGACAAAUUAAAGCGCCAGUUGGCUGAAGCAGAGGCUGAGCUCGAGGCUCGCAAGAAGCCUUCAGAAGACACGGGACCAAAGUUUAUCGGAGAAGGACUUGUGAUCGAUGAAUGGAAAGAAAGAAGAGAGAGAUACUUGGCUCGUCAACAAGUGGAAGGGGUAGACUCCAUAUGACUGGAGUUUUUUUUGUGAGUUUUCUGCACUAUGGUUUGAUGAAUGUAUUUAAAUGACGUUUAAUGAAUAUGCUAAGUUGUGGACUUUGUUGUAUUCUGUCAAUAUGAGUUGUCAGUUGUAUCUGUGACAUGUUGUAAUACUGAUUAUUGGCUUAACGCCAUAUGUACCUGUAGAUAUGUUACUUUUCUUCUUCAAAUGAGAGAAACCAUUUCCCAUUGCA